Phymastichus coffea is the source of this 1817-nucleotide messenger RNA. It is a transcript of the gene Chd64, whose product is annotated as myophilin. Gene Ontology annotation, molecular function: protein binding. NCBI's taxonomy places the organism in Eukaryota, Metazoa, Arthropoda, Insecta, Hymenoptera, Eulophidae. The coding region runs from base 164 to 730 and encodes 188 amino acids. The record is from RefSeq and is a predicted model, not a curated record. The transcript is spliced from 4 exons.
UUAGUCGAAGCGCGAUCGUCGUACGGGUAACUCGUCUUUCUCGCGUGUCGUGUGUGCGUGCGUGUGUGUGCACACCGCAAGGAAAUUAAAACUCGUUUUUCUUCUCUCAGCGUAGUUGCGAGUGUGAAGUUUUCUCGAGGCGUAACUUAGAUCGCAUCGAAAGAUGGCCUGCAACCGUGCAACCAAAUCUGGAUUCGCUGCCGAGGCUCAGCGCAAAAUCAACAGCAAAUACAGCGAGGAGUUGGCGCAGGAGAGUUUGGAAUGGAUCAAAGCGAUCACCGACGAGAACAUCAAUACCAGCGGUGAUAUGGAUAACUUAUAUGAGACCCUGAAAGACGGUACUCUUCUUUGCAGGCUGGUUAACAGCAUCAAGGAAGGCUCGGUGAAGAAGAUCAACCAGAACACGAUGGCCUUCAAGUGCAUGGAGAACAUAAACGCCUUCCUCGAGGCUGCCAAGGGUCUUGGCGUUCCAGCUCAAGAGAGCUUCCAAACCGUCGAUCUUUGGGAGAGGCAGAACCUCAACUCGGUCGUCAUAUGCCUCCAGUCCCUCGGCAGAAAGGCGGGCAACUACGGGAAGCCUAGCAUCGGGCCAAAGGAGGCCGACAAGAAUAUCCGGCACUUCUCGGAGGAGCAGCUCAAAGCGGGCCAGAACAUCAUUAGCUUGCAAUACGGCAGCAACAAAGGCGCCAAUCAAAGCGGCAUCAACUUCGGCAAUACUCGACACAUGUAAUUUGCAACACUUGACCUUACACCUCUUUCCCCAAAAUCCAUAUGCAUACACAGACUAAAUCGGCUUGCGUGUAUAUUUGUGAGGAAUAUAUACACGCAUUGCCACUUUGACAUAUCAACGAGCUUGCGAGUAAUUUAUAAGAUUUCGACAUGAGAUAACGAGAGAAAUCUUUCAUUUUUCUUUACUUCUCGUGGCUAAAUUGUUAUCAUUUUCCUUUUGCGAGUGUCAUGAGUAAACAACUUUAACGUGUAUGUCGCAAAAUCCAUUUCCGUCAAUCUUAAAGUUGACGAUAUUUUUUUCUGAUUGGAAAACAAAACGUAUUCACUGGACGAUAUUUGGUGCCUUAACUGAAUUGCUCAACGAAAUGUUUCAACAGAUGUACUUUUACUGGUCUUCGAAAGACUUACAAUAUAGUCAGAUAUUUGAUAUAUGCGAGUCAUAUUCUAAACUACAACGAUUUGGACAAUUCGAUUAAUAAAAUUUUGUAAUUUAAUUUAUUAAAAUAUUCGCAUAUUUAGUUUGUAGUUGCAAGUUUCAAUCAGUAUUUGAAACAUUGAAAAUAUGUAUUUUGAUAAUUAUUUUAGAGAGUAUAACAACAAAAAUGUGAGAGAGAAAUGUCAAUUUACAAUACUUACAAAAAGAAUAUAUAUAUACUUAUAUUUUUGUUUAAAAUUUGAUUAAUAUUAAUAUUCAAGUUUUAUGAAAUAAAUUCAUUUAACUGAAUUCCGAUUUUUUUUCAAAAUUAUUAAGUGUUGCGUGCAAUGAAUAUAAAAAUCAGAAGUAUGUAACAAGAUAUCUUACUCUAUAUUUUGUUGCUAAAACUCGCACGUGUUGUAACAAACAAUCCUUAUUCAAGACCGUCUUGCGCGUGAUAUAUGUUAAAAUGAUUGUAAUGACAAUGAAUUUAUUUACCACUGUAUUAUUUACGAUUAUGAAUAUAUAGAUAAUGUUAUAAUAAGUAUUUUAUAUAAAUUAAAUUUGACAGUUAAAAUUUGAAAAAUAUUUUAAAAGUUCAACACCUUAGAAGGCCUUCGAAAAAAUAUAUAAAUCAUGAUGAUUAAUAAACGUGACACUGAGUGACAUACUA